Molecule: messenger RNA, 2492 nt
Organism: Cuscuta europaea
Lineage: Eukaryota; Viridiplantae; Streptophyta; Magnoliopsida; Solanales; Convolvulaceae
Source: the annotation of a GenBank genome assembly
GAAAAAAAUGGCUGAUCCUCAGACAUACAAAGGAUUGGACGAGAUUAACGUCUCUGAUAUCGAAGCUCUCGGACUAUCAUCCGAGCUUUCCCGCCAGCUCCACGAGAAGCUAGCCGGAAUUGUGAGUAUUUACGGAGCUGCCACUCCCCAAACAUGGUUGCGCAUCUCCCGGGACCUGCUUACCCCAGACCAACCCUUUUUGCUCCAUCAGAUGAUGUACUAUGGUUGCUUCAGAGACUUCGGACCCGACCCGCCAGCCUGGACACCUGACCCGGGAAGUGCUAAACUAACCAACAUUGGGAAGUUAUUGGAGAGGCGUGGAAAAGAGUUCUUGGGAUCAAAGUAUAAAGACCCCAUAUCUAGUUAUUCUGAUUUUCAGGAAUUUUCAGUGUCGAACCUUGAGACCUUCUGGAAAACAGCACUAGAAGAAAUUAACGUUUCUUUCUCUGUUCCCCCUCAAUGUAUUUUGCGGGAGACUCCAAGUCAACCGGGUGGUCAAUGGCUUCCUGGAGCUUAUCUGAAUCCUGCAAAAAAUUGUUUGAUGCUUAAAGGAAACAGGAAUUUGAAUGAUACAGUUAUUAUAUACCGGGAUGAAGGGGAGGAUGAAGCACCUGUUAAAAGUUUGACUCUUAAGGAAUUGAGAUAUGCAGUUUGGACCGUAGCAUACGCCCUUGACACAUUAGGCCUGGAGAAAGGAUCUGCAAUUGCAAUAGAUAUGCCAAUGCAUCAUAAUUCAGUUGUAAUCUACUUGGCUAUUGUACUUGCUGGCUAUGUAGUCGUGUCUAUUGCUGAUAGUUUUACACCAAAAGAGAUAUUAACAAGGCUCAAAGUAUCAAAAGCGGAAGCAAUUUUCACCCAGGAUUCUUUUUUUCGGGGUGGUAGAUGGCUCCCUCUAUACAGCAAAGUAAUUGAUGCUCGAUCACCAAGAGCAGUUGUAAUUCCCAGUAGAGGUUCUACUUUGACAUUGCGUGAUGGUGACAUUUCUUGGCAUGAGUUUUUAGAACGAGUGGAAAACUUGAAAGAAGUUGAGUAUAUUGGCAUCGAACAACCCAUUGAAGCCUUCACAAACAUUCUUUUCUCCUCUGGCACAACAGGAGAUCCAAAGGCAAUUCCAUGGACCAUUGCUACGCCUUUAAAAGCUGCUGCUGAUGGAUGGUCCGUCAUCAGUAUUCACAAAGGUGAUAUACUAGCAUGGCCCACAAAUCUUGGGUGGAUGAUGGGACCUAUGCUAAUUUAUACCUCCCUUCUGAAUGGGGCAUCUAUGGCCCUAUAUAAUGGAUCUCCCCUUGGUUCUAGCUUUGCCAAGUUCAUUCAGGAUGCUAAAGUAACUGUGCUUGGAGUUAUACCAAGUAUUGUAAGGGCAUGGAAAGCAACAAAUUGUACUGCCGGUUAUGAUUGGUCCUCCAUCCGUUGUUUUUCAUCAACGGGCGAGGCGUCUAAUAGGGAUGAGUACCUGUGGCUUAUGGGGAGAGCCAAAUAUAAGCCUGUCAUAGAGAUUUGUGGUGGUACAGAAAUUGGGGGUGCAUUUAUUUCUGGCUCGCUUUUGCAGCCACAAUCUAUAUCUUCUUUUAGUACAGCUUGUCUCGGCUGUAGACUCUUUGUUCUCGGUGAAGAUGGACGUCCUAUGCCAUCAAGUGUUCCUGGGAUCGGUGAAUUAGCCCUUGGUCCAUACAUGUUUGGGGCAUCAAACUCACUAUUGAAUGCAGACCACUAUGAGGUCUACUUCAAAGGAAUGCCUGCUUGGAAUGGACAGGUUCUAAGAAGGCAUGGAGAUGUAUUUGAGCGUACUUCUAGAGGUUAUUAUCACGCUCAUGGUCGUGUCGAUGAUACCAUGAAUUUGGGUGGUAUCAAGGUGGGUUCAGUUGAGAUUGAGGAUGUGUGCAAAACCAUAGACGAUACUAAUAUCCUCGAGACAGCAGCUAUUGCAGUCCCACCUCGUGGGGGUGGACCAGAUAUGCUAGUGGUUGCUGUUGUAUUAAAAGAUUCUAAUGGCCCAAAGGAAGUUGACUUGAACUCCCUGAAAAAUUAUUUCAACUUGGCUCUGCAGAAGAAGUUGAAUCCCUUGUUCAAGGUUUCAAAAGUGGUAUCUGUCCCUUCUCUCCCAAGAACAGCAACAAAUAAAGUCAUGAGAAGGCUACUAAGGCAGCAGUUCUCUCAGGAAUCGAAACUUUAGGCUGCCCAGUCUAAUGAUGAAGACAUGUGCAUUCAUGUUAUUGUGUAACUUAUCAUAAAUAAUACACCAAUAAGUUGGACUUUGCCGCCUAGAUGGUCUGUGCUGUAUUCUGUGAUUGUUGUGAAAAUCCAAAUAAAACAUACCUUGUACAGUGAUUACUCAUGUAUUGAAGGCAUUAAGACUUGAAGUCAAUAGGGUAAUAGAGAUGGUCCAAGAUAUGGAAGGAAUAAGUUCGUUGUGUUUUAAUGCAUUGAUGUGGGAUGAUUUAACAUGAUCUCGCAAAAUGAUGUCUCAUUUGAACAAAUCAAUCUUGAAGUUC